UUUGACAGAAAACAAUCGCAAGUUUGAUCGGUGUGAAUCGUUGCUAGAAAUCAGCUCGCUACCAAUUAACUCUCAACCGAGUUUCAUCAGCCAAUUUCGUUCGAGAUUUUCCGUGUCUCUUUGUCAAGUCUUUCUUAAGAAAGCAUGUCUCUGGUGCCGCUGCUAUUCUCCGACUGGUGGGAGGAUCUGGAAUAUCCACACCGGGUUUUCGACCAAAACUUCGGCCUGGGCGUUCAUCCGGACCAACUGACACACCCCAACAUCCUCGAACGCUUUGCGCUGCAACAACCAUCCCGGCGUCUACGUCCAGGGCAUAUGAUGUAUUAUAAUCGACCAUGGGGUGAAUUGUUGCGCAGCAGGGAAGACGGUGGCAUAUCGACCGUUAAAGCGGACAAGGACAAGUUCCAGGUGAUGUUGGACGUGCAACAGUUCAAGCCGGAAGAGAUCAAUGUCAAGGUCGUGGACAAAUCCGUGGUAGUCGAGGCCAAACACGAGGAGAAGCAGGACGAGCAUGGCUGGAUCUCACGGCAGUUUGUGCGCAAAUACAUGAUACCUGAACAGUGCGAUAUCGAUCAGGUGUCGUCGAGCUUGUCAUCAGAUGGCAUGUUGAGCAUCACCGCACCUAGGAAGGAUAAACCGAAGUCGCAAAUUGAACGGACGAUCAAGAUCCAGCAUACCGGCAAACCGGCGAUCCAAGAGAAGGCACAGGAGAAGACUCAGGAGAAGACUCAGGAGAAGAAGAAGUAAAAAUAGAGUAGAAGAUAAAAAUUAAAUCGUAUAUACCGCGUGUUGUUUCUCUGAAACCUUGUGUUCUUCUGUUUUACAUUCAUAUAAUAAUAUAAUAUAUUCAAAUAUUAUUAUUUUUUUCUCUUUAUGUGAUAUCAGAUAUAGAAUCGGAAACAUUUAUAUUUGCGUUACAAAUCACAAAAAUUAUCACUAUAUAAAAAUAUAAUUCUAAAAUUAUAAGUGCGCGAUAAUAUUGAAUAAUUUUGUUACAAUCCUGUCUCGCUCAAAAACCCGAAGCACCAAUUUUUUGGAAGUAUUGAGAGCGAAGCUCAGACGAAGCGAUUUCCCUGUUAAAGUAGCUAAGUUCUGUAAUACUCGUUCAUCGUCGCGACGAAGAAACACACUGUCACGAAAAAAUACAAAAGCGUGAA
Molecule: messenger RNA, 1157 nt
Organism: Trachymyrmex cornetzi
Lineage: Eukaryota; Metazoa; Arthropoda; Insecta; Hymenoptera; Formicidae
Product: lethal (2) essential for life
Exons: 1
Coding region: 145-747 (200 amino acids)
Biological process (GO): protein refolding; response to heat
Cellular component (GO): nucleus; cytoplasm
Source: RefSeq, a predicted model, not a curated record